This is a messenger RNA of Plectropomus leopardus (leopard coralgrouper), 1619 nucleotides long. RefSeq names its product guanine deaminase (gene gda). NCBI's taxonomy places the organism in Eukaryota, Metazoa, Chordata, Actinopteri, Perciformes, Serranidae. Gene Ontology annotation, cellular component: cytosol. Gene Ontology annotation, molecular function: guanine deaminase activity; zinc ion binding. The record is from RefSeq and is a predicted model, not a curated record. Gene Ontology annotation, biological process: guanine catabolic process.
CGAGGACAAAACGCCGGUGCGCUGUUGCUGCUGCAGGUGUCUUACUGCUCCACUCCGACUGAUCUAUAGGAAAGAUGGCAAACUCUAAAAAAUCCGCCACCGAAAUUGCUCGGGUCUUCAGGGGAACAUUUAUUCACUCAACGCAGCAAGCAGUGCUGCAGAUCCUGGAGGAUGAGCUCCUGGGAGUGGAUUCAGAUGGAAAGAUUGCUUUCAUUGGGAAUGGCACAGAGCUAGACAGACUUUCUCAGACUUUUGGAUUCAGUCCAUGUGAAGUCACUCAAUUGCAACAACAUGAGUUCUUCAUGCCAGGACUGGUGGACACUCACAUCCAUGCAUCCCAGUACAGCUAUGCUGGCACAGCUCUGGACAUGCCCUUACUGCAGUGGCUCAAUACCUACACCUUUCCUGUGGAGUCACGCUUCAAGGAUUUGGAGUUUGCCCACAGUGUCUACUCCCAAAUAGUGAAAAGGACCCUGAGGAAUGGAACAACCACUGCAUGUUACUUUGCUACCAUACAUACAGAUGCCUCACUCUUGUUGGGCCAGAUUGCAAAUGACUUUGGACAGCGUGCGUUGGUGGGCAAAGUGUGUAUGGACAGGAACAAUUCUGUGAAACAUUACAAAGAGACAAAUCAGGAGUCUCAAGAGGAAACUUGUCGGUUCAUUGCAGAGCUCUUGAACAAAAAGUACCCUCUAGUGAGGCCAGUGGUGACUCCCCGCUUCGCUCUGUCCUGCUCAGGAGCCUUGCUGGGACAGCUGGGAGCAAUCGCUAAGAAUAACAACCUGCACAUUCAAAGCCAUAUUAGUGAAAACACUGAGGAAAUCAAGCUUGUAAAGGAGCUGUUUCCUGAUUCAGAGUCUUACACAGAUGUCUAUCACAAACACAACCUGCUCACUGACAAGACAGUGAUGGCCCAUGGCUGCUACCUCAGCGAUGAAGAGUUGGCUCUGUUCAGAGAGACAGGAGCCUCUUUGUCUCACUGUCCCAACUCCAACAUUUCGUUGUGCAGUGGAUUGUUGGAUGUCCGCAAUGUCCUGAAACACAAAGUAAAGCUGGGGCUGGGAACAGAUGUGGCAGGGGGCUACUCGGCCUCUAUGUUUGAUGCUAUGAGGAAAGCUCUGGACACAUCCAAAAUGUUGACCAUUCAGAACCCAGAGUACGACACACUCACCUUUGAGGAAGUGUUCAGACUGGCCACACUGGGAGGCAGCCAAGCUUUGUCCCUGGAUGACCAGACAGGGAACUUUGAGGUGGGCAAAGACUUUGAUGCCCUGAGGGUGAAUGUUGCCGCUCCUGGUGGACCUAUCGACCUCAUACAGUGUGAGGAGCCAAAGAUUAUUCUGGAAAAGUUCAUGAAUUUGGGUGAUGAUCGUAACAUAGUAGAGGUGUUUGUGGCUGGGAGGAGGGUGGUACCAUUCACAGAGCAAACAACAGAGUAAACCAAAAUACACGUACAUCUGAGACACAUUAUGUGCAGCCCAAGGAAUAAUCAGCAUGAAGCGCCCCACUGUGUCAGGAACUGCACUGCUGCACAAUUCUCCAGGGCUACUAGGACAAAUAAGUAGAAAAUUAAUUGUCACUGUAAACAUUUACUGUUAAAUCCAGAGGACAGAAUAGGC